AUGGGCGGGGCGAAAGCGAGAUCACGCUGCGAGGAGAUUGGGAAGUCGUCACUCAACAUCGCUAUGAGUCCUCCCCUCGUCGCGGCUCCGCUCGCCUCGCCGCGCCUCCGCUCGCCUCGUCGCGGCUCCGCUCGCCUCGCCGCGCCUCCUCUCGCCUCGCCGCGCCUUCGCUCGCCUCGCCGCGCCUCCGCUCGCCUCGCCGCGCCUCCGCUCGCCUCGCCGCGCCUCCGCUCGCCUCGCCGCGCCUCCGCUCGCCUCGCCGCGCCUCCGCUCGCCUCGCCGCGCCACCGCUCGCCUCGCCGCGCCUCCGCGGGCCUCGCCGUGCCUCCGCUCGCCUCGCCGCGCCUCCGCUCACCUCGCCGCGCUGCCAUCAGCGCGCCAACACCCUCCUCGCGCCUCCACUCUCGCUGCCCUUCUCCCACCUGCCCAUCCCUUGCCCUCGCUUCCCUGCCUUUCCAUUCCCUCUUGUUACCUUCCCCUCUAUUCCCUCUGCUUCCCCUCAUUCCCCGUCUGCUUCCCCUCAUUCCCCCCUCUUCUUCCCUCAUUUACUCCCCUGCUUCCUCUCGUUUUCCCCCCUGCUUCCCCUAUUCCAGCCCCCUGAUUUUCCUAUUUUUAACCUCCUCCUUCCCCUAA
Molecule: messenger RNA, 633 nt
Organism: Closterium sp. Naga37s-1
Lineage: Eukaryota; Viridiplantae; Streptophyta; Zygnematophyceae; Desmidiales; Closteriaceae
Source: the annotation of a GenBank genome assembly